AUAUGUUGUAUGGUUUCUGGUUAAACGAACGUGGACUUUAAAUGGACAAACGAGGUUAAUCAGGCACCAUUAUAAGUGACACCUAAUUUUGAGAAGCACAUUAUCAUUCAAUACACACUGAUGCGGUGUAAUUGUUGUUAAUGACGAUAAUAUAGAGAGACCUAUUGCAUUUUUUGGCUUAAAUUAAACCAGUCAUAUUCUUCGAUUCAGUGAGCUCCGGAUGCACAAACUCCUCCUACUUGGAUUUCCUCCAGCUCAUCUGAUGUGGAUUAUUUCCGGACCCAAAAGUCAUGUGGUACAUUUCUCAUCAACAAUGUUCGGGCUCGUCCUAUUAAAAGGUUUCGGAUGGCUCCUUGUAUAAUUUGAUGUUGGGCUUCUGAUGUUGUCGGUAAACGGUAAACUAAUUCGUCGACUUUCUUCAUGAAGAGAGCCAAGUAGAGUGGGUCUCCAUUAAAUUUGUUUAUCUGUUUAAGUUGCAGAAGAAAAUGGUUCUUGGCCACGUCUGUAAGAUUUUGUGUUGCUUUGCUAUGGUCAUCCCAAAUUAGUUAUUCUGGAAUGACCUGGAACCAGUUCAAAGAACUCUUUCUGCAACAAUUUGAGGGCAACGAAACUACAGAGGCUAUAGUAUUAAACAUUUUUAAAGACGAAUGCUUAUCCCUUUAUGGAAGCCGUCAAUUAAACACUCUGAUGGCCAAGUGGAAAUCAAUGACGACACAACAAAUAGCCUUGCCGGUUGUUCUAGCGCAUACCGCCCAAAAAGACUCUAGAUUGCAUAGUACAAUCGGUAACCCAACAGCUGUCCGGCUUACGAACCAAUAAUGUUGUUAGUUUAAGAGGUAUAAAAAAUAACACGGUAACUAGUACGUUACAAAUAUUAUCCAAUGUCAUGAUUAGCGAGUACACGCUUGAAGUUAUUCUGUAUGUUUUUCAAGAUAGUUAUACUAAUUAAAAUAUUAUAAUUGACCGCGAAAUUCUAUGUCAGGGAUUUGGCGUAUCAAAAGCGAACGAUAAAUUUAAACUGUUUAUAACUGUUUCUAUAAAUACCUGUUCUGCUUUGAGUAAUAGUUGUAAUUUUUCCAAGAUCAAUACUGGUUUGGAUGGUGAAAAUAAGUCAAGCUAGUUGUAUAUUUUGAAUGAAUUCUCGGACGCAUUUAUAGAUGGAUUCCCUAAAAGUCGAGCGACAACCACCGAGUUUCUUAUUCGAUUAAUUAAUCCAUUAUUACAGACUCAGUAUUGAGGAAAAAGAAAUAGUGAGAAAAAGAAUAAAAGAGUCCAAUGCAUCUGGUAAAAAUAUCGAUAGCCGUGAGAGAGAAAUAGACGCACUUUUGUGUAGCUCCGCUUUAAACACCGAAAACACCUUAAACUCGGCUUAAAAAAAUUAAAAACUGCUUACGGCAGCUGCAUAAAUAAGAGUAUAACACAUUAAAGUUCACACGAUUGACCUCCGAUUUUCCGAGCUAAAGGAAAGUCUUGCAGGGGAGAUCCGUGAUGGCGAGGCACGUAUAACCGGCACUCUGGAAGAAAAACUUAAGUUAAUAGCAGCUGACUGCAACAAACUUUCACUGAGAGUCACUCAAUUGGAGAGCGAGGUGAGAGAGAUGGGGAUGCUGAGGCAGCGGGUCCAGGAGCUGGAGGCGAAACUGUCCAAAAACUGCCAGGAUCAGCGCGUUGACGAGUUGGAGGCAAAGUGGGUGGCCUCCUGCAACGCACAGGCGGCGUCUGAAGUCGCCUGUGACUUGCGUUGGCAUGGGGUCCCCCAAGUCCAGGGGGAAAAUGUGAAAGCACUUUUUCACGCACUGUGCUUCUCUCUCAAACUGACCCCGCCGCCUAAAGUACGUACGAUUUUUCGAAUGCGACCGCGAAAAUCGACCCGUACAGUAGUGGAUCCAAUUAUAAUUAUUAAAAUGAAACACGUGCACGAUAAGGUGAGCGUAAAGCUCAUCGGCCUAGACUCGCCAGAGUUUAUAUAUAUAAACGAACAGCUGACCAAAACAAAAUAUAAAAUUUUCAAGCGGGCGAUGCAUCUCAAGAGGCUGAAGCGCGUAACAGCUGUUUUCUCUCUCCGUGGAGAUAUCUUCGUAAAGGAGAGAGAGGGAGGGGAGGCCAUUUGCGUGCAAGUCCUGGGCGAACUGGCUCAAAUGGAGAUUUGCACCCCCGAUGAAUUAGCUGCGCUGGAAGCUGCUAGUUCUGGGACAUUAAAUGAUAAUUCAAUUCGCACCUAAGAGGCGCUUAUAUUUGUAUUCCAUUGUUGUAAAAUUAUCAGUAGUUUUAUUAUAUUUAUUUAGGAUUAGUAUCAGUCGCAUUAAUUUUAAUUUUAUUUUGUUUCUUGGUGUGGUGUGUCUUUAUGUCAUAAAUAUUUAUAGACUGCGAGCGCAGCUAAUAUUUCAAUUAAAUAAUUUAAAAAGGGUGACAGCAACAACAAUAACAUAAACACAAAUCCAAAUCGAUCAAAUAGCCAUGCGGUGUUAAGGAUUCUCGGAAAGAAGAGAGCUGGUCUUAAUGUAUGUCAUAUAAAUGCUCAAAGCCUCACACGAAAAAUUGAAGAAUUUAGAUACCUCUUUAUCAAUUCGAGCGUAGAUGUUAUAUGUGUUUCUGAAACUUGGUUUGUUCCUAAUUUAUGUGAUGUUUUAGUUGAAUGUGAUGGCUAUAAUUUGCAUCGCUCUGAUCGUGAUAGUCAUGGGGGUGGGGUUGCAAUAUAUGUUAGUGAAAAGUUAUGUUCCACGUUUAUAUGUAAACACUCAACCAGUAGUGCAAUUGAAUACUUAUUUAUAGAAAUUAGAUGCCAAAGAUAUGCUGAUAAGCUACUAAUUGGGUGUAUAUACCGUCCUAACUACCGGAUUGACUAUGAACAAUUUUUAAACAUUAUUCCUGACGUGUCAAUUUAUUAUUCAGACGUCAUUAUAACAGGCGAUUUUAAUAGCGAUAUUUUAAGGGAAUCCCACCUUACAGAGGACAUGAAAUCGCUGGGGAUGAAGUUGGUUAACUUUGUGUCCCCUACGCAUUUUACCAAAACCCGCAACUCGCUUUUAGACUUAUUUUUUGUGUCUAAUACAGACAAAGUAGAUACAUAUGACCAACUUAUUGUCCCAUCGUUUUCAAAACACGACCUCAUAUACUUGACUUACGCACUUGACCUACAAUACCUUGACCAUCCAAUAGUUGUUAGGGACUUUAGAAAUAUCAACUAUGACCUUUUGGACUCCACCUUUAAUUUGUGCAAUUGGAAUGACAUAUAUUCCUUUUCCGAAGUAGACGAACAAGUUAACCUUUUACAAAACAAUAUUUGUUAUUUAUAUAACUGUCUUGUACCCGUUCGUAGCAAAGUUAUUCGUGUUUCUGAAAAACCAUGGUUCCAAAAAAACAUCAAAGACAAAGACAAAGGCAGUAUUGCAGAGUGACGGGGCGUACAAAAAGUGGAGAAGGUACAGGACAAGCUUACGCAGUGUUCAAGUCAUUGAGAAAAAAAGUGACCAAACUUACUGACACCGCCAAGGGAAAUUUCUAUUCCCACAAAUUCAACAACGCAUCUUCCACUGCUCAGACAUGGAAAAUAAUUAAAAACCUGGGAAUAUGCAAAGUUAAACCAAGACUUGAACAAGACAUGAAUGUAAAUGAACUUAAUAAAAAGUUCUUAAGCUGCACAGUACCUGAAAUCACUGAUAAUAACUAUCUGAACCCACGAUUUGUACCUGAAACUGUCUGUGAUAUUAGAUUUAGGUUUUUGUGUGUUAAUCCGUGUGAUGUCCUUCAAAGUAUACUAAGAAUUAAGAGUGACGCCACUGGGUCUGACAACAUAAACCCUAAAUUCAUAAAAAUUCUGCUGCCAAAAAUCCUGCCAUACAUAACCUAUACCUUUAAUACUGUACUGACAAAAUCUACUUAUCCGGACUGUUGGAAAGCGGCAAAAAUAAUUCCGAUUCCUAAAUCAAAUAAUGAGUACAGACCCAUCUCCAUUUUACCAUACCUAUCAAAGGUAUUUGAGAAUCUCAUGGCUGAUCAAAUUAAUAAAUUUAUGUCCGACAAUGCAAUGCUUACUAAUAAUCAGUCUGGUUUUAGGAAAAACAGAAGCUGUACCUCAGCUAUUAUAAAAAUUGCAGACGAUAUAAGGGAACAAAUAGACGAAAACAAUGUUACACUCUUAGUUUUACUGGACUAUAGUAAGGCCUUCGAUACAGUAAACCAUAAUGUCCUUUGUGCCAAACUACGUAAUAUGUUUAUGUUUUCUAAAAGUUCUGUCAAACUUGUGUCCUCGUACCUACAAAAUCGUCGUCAAUCUGUUGUACUGUCUAGCGUUUCGUCCUCAUACGAAAAUGUUAAUCGUGGUGUACCCCAAGGGUCUGUGCUUGGUCCCUUAUUGUUUACCUUAUAUGUUAAUGACCUUCCCAAUGCGUUAUCUGAAUGUAAUGUACACUUGUAUGCUGAUGAUGUCCAAAUGUAUGUGAGUCGUCCUUUAAACAGAAUAAAUGAAUAGAUAGAUGUUUGUAACAGAGAACUUGAACGUGUAAAUGAGUGGGCCGGCAACAAUGGACUUGGGAUCAACCCAUCAAAAUCAAAAUGUCUUGUCAUAAGUAAAAGAAAGAUAACUUUUAACAAUUUGCAGCCACUGAGUAUGAAUAGCACGCCACUUGAGUACGUUGAUACAGCUGUAAACUUAGGUUUUACAUUCAACAGAACUCUUACCUGGAAUGAUCAUAUUACAAAGUCUGUAGGGAAAACAUAUGGCAUAAUAAGGACAUUCUCCUUAACUAAAAAUUGCCUGCCCACCCAUAUACGUUUACUAAUAGCUAAAACCUGCAUUGUCCCAGCGCUAUUUUAUGGAGUAGAAAUUUUUUUAAACUGUGACACUACCAGUAAGAAAAAAAUUAAAGUUCUAUUUAAUUGCAUAGCCAGGUAUAUAUUCAACCAACCACAUAGAGAUCACGUAUUCGAAUUUUCGCUGAAAUUAUUCAAUAUCUCGCUAAAUGAAUGGAUAAAGAUGCGAAACUUAUUUUUUCUGCAAAAAAUUAUUUUCCAAAAAGAACCUUCGUAUCUUUUCGAAAAACUUCAAUUUACAUCCUCUAGAAGAGCAAAUAAUCUUACUUGCAUAAGACCUAGAUCAUUGACAUCCGAAAGACAAUUUUUAUUAAUUCUAUUCGAUCAUGGAAUCAGCUCCCAAACCAUCUUAAAGAUAUUAGCAGUGCCACGCAAUUCAAGAUAAAAUUAUUCACACACCUUAAAAACACUAUUACGUAAAUUAAAGUAAAAAUAGAAGGCGACUUAAGUUAGUUUUUAUGAAAAUUAGUUUUAAUUUUAAUGUAACAAUUCAAUAUUUGCAAACUCUUAGUGACUAGCGCAUUAAUUUAUAAGUUCCA
Messenger RNA from Drosophila gunungcola (fruit fly), 5351 nucleotides. It is a transcript of the gene lt, whose product is annotated as vacuolar protein sorting-associated protein 41 homolog. The transcript is spliced from 3 exons. Bases 3347 to 4471 code for a protein of 374 amino acids. Gene Ontology annotation, molecular function: protein binding. The record is from RefSeq and is a predicted model, not a curated record. NCBI's taxonomy places the organism in Eukaryota, Metazoa, Arthropoda, Insecta, Diptera, Drosophilidae. Gene Ontology annotation, biological process: protein targeting to vacuole; cellular response to starvation; vesicle-mediated transport. Gene Ontology annotation, cellular component: late endosome; HOPS complex.